ACCUCCCCCGGGGCACUAGGCAAGCCAGCCAAUCACAGAGGCACAAAGGGCAGGGCCAAGGCUGGCUGAGUGACAAAAGCUGAGGAACCUAGCUGGGUGACACUCUGGAGCAGCCAGUCAAAGAGGUGAGAUCUCUUGAAUGAGCAACACCUGCCUCACCUCCUAGCACCAGCAACAGCUCUUCCUAGCUACAAAAAGCAGGGAGAACAGGAGGCAAAGAAGGUCCUAGGGGUUAACUCCUGGACCCAAGGCAGAUUGCCAUUAUUUUAAGGCUAAGAUGAAAGCAUCCUGAACCCAGCCGAGGCACAACUCAUGAGUUCCGGGUAUCGUCACUAGGACUACGUGGCAACAAAAAUAUCCUCUCCACAGCUUGCUACCUACUGCCCUUGGUUUCUUCAUGGCUCCCACCUACAGCCCCCAGGGCAACUGGACUCCCCUGGCCACAGUGGCCCUACUAUGGGCCUCUUUGGCCUGGAUUGAGGGAAAGCCUGCGUGUCCUUCCUGUAGGAUGCCCCCUCUGGAGCCCAGUGCUGAGAAAGCCUUUCUGGUUGAGGUAGCCAAGCAGCAGAUUCUGCAUAAACUGAACCUGAACGAGAGGCCCAACAUCACUCACCCUGUGCCACGUGGGGCUGUGGCCAACGCCCUGCGGCGCCUGCACAUGGGCAAAGCCCGGACGGACGGACUUGGGCACUUCUCCGGCUGGGAGAAGCCCGAGUCUGAUGAACAGGGCUACGAGAUCAUCAGUUUUGCAGAGACAGAGCCCUCUGGGGUACUACAGUUCCAGCUGACCCAUACAAAAGGCCAAGACAUGCACAUCCUCCAGGCUCAGCUGUGGCUACACCUCAAGGCUCACCAAAACAUCACGCUGCAGGUCUACCUGGCUGGGCACCAGCGAGUGGCCCUGGGGAAGCGGCAGCAGCUGGAGAGCAAAGAUAGUGGCUGGCACACUUUCUCCCUCAUGCCGGCCAUGCAGAGCUUUUUUGAGCGUGAGGAGACGGCCCUACGCCUGGACCUGCAGUGCGAAGGCUGCCACCCCAGCAUCGCAUCUUUGGUGACUGCCACCAGCAGCUCCCACCAGCCCUUCCUGGUGGUGAAGGCCAAGAUACGGGAACCUAGCCACCAGGUCACCAAGCGCAGCCUGAGCUGUGACCAGAACUCUGACGUGUGCUGCCGAAAAGACUAUUACGUAGACUUUCGGGACAUUGGUUGGAAUGACUGGAUCUUUAAGCCAGAGGGUUAUCAGAUAAACUAUUGCAUGGGGGAGUGCCCCAUGCACUUGGCUGGCUCACCUGGGGUAGCAGCCUCCUUCCACACUACCGUCUUCAAUUUGGUCAAAGCCAACAACAUCCAGACUGCUGGCCCUUCUUGCUGUGUCCCCACACAGCGCCGGGCCCUUUCUCUCCUCUACUUUGACCCCAACAGCAACCUCAUCAAGACGGACAUUCCUGACAUGGUCGUCGAUGCUUGUGGCUGCAGUUAAGGAAAGGAUUAUGACUACAGGGAAAACUGAAAGGAGCAGAACGGAAGAUGGAAUAAAUUUUCCUCUGCUCCUGUUAGACACCUGUGACAGCCAUGAUGCUCCAGUCCACGUUGGGGACCAUAGUGGUGUGUUGGACUCUCUUUGUAGAGCAACAGUGGUUUCUGCAGAGGAAAGCAAGUUGCAGCAGCAGGCGCUGACUCAUCCUGCCUUCCUCCUGACAAAAACAUCCACUGUGAAGCACAGAAAUAGUACUAGACUGCAGGGCUGCAAUGAGAUCUUUUGGGCCCAGGACACUGCUUGUAUUCAUUUUCUCCUUUGGAGGUGGCUACUUGAUAGCCCCUCUGAGCUCUGCUCCACCCUCCAUAGCAGAUUCAUUUGUACUUGUCCCCCAACCCCUGUCUAUGGCCCAGGGGUUAGGUCAGGUAUUAGGUGGGGAAAAGGUCAGUGAAAUGUAUUCCCCAGGAAUGUAGAGAGUCUAUAGAUAAAGCAUACACAUGCUUGUCUUAAUCCUUUUAGUUUGUUUCCACAGUCUGCUUUCGAUGUAUUCAGGAGUCCAGAACAAGAACGGAGAAUGUUAACCACACACCCUCCUUUAGACUGACUAAUUAGAUACAACGGAAUAGAAUUUUUGGUACCUGACCUUAAAGACAGAUUUCAGUAGUGCAUAUUUUAAAGUUUCACAUGGUCGUGGCUCUCAUUUUCACUAUGUUCCAAUCUCUGUCUCUGGUUGGACUGGAAAGCGUUUACUUAGGGAAAGCCUGCACUGGAUGUGCAGAAAUAAGGGGGAGGCUAAAUAAGGGGGUGGCUAAAUAAGGGGGUGGCGCAGAGUGGUAAGCGGCGGUAACGCAGCCGAAGCUCUGCUCACGGCCAGAGUUCGAAUCCAACGGAAGGAGGAUGUCGAAUCUCCGGUAAAAGGGGUCGAGGUCCACUCAGCCUUCCAUCCAUCCGUGGUCGGUAAAAUGAGUACCCGGCAUACGCUGGGGGGGAAAAAGAAAGGCCAGGGAAGGAACUGGCAAACCCACCCCAUAUAUACGGUCUGCCUAGUAAAACGUCGCAAGACAUCACCCGAAGAGUCUGAAACAACUCGCACUGUAAGUGCAGGGACACCUUUACCUUUAAGGAGGCAGACCCACACAUCCAGCUGGUGACACCGACGCCAAAGGGACCCUGAUACCUUCAUAACUUUUUUAUUUGUAUUUGUGUAUGUAUGUUGCACUUAUGUUAAUGUAUCUAUAUUAUUUUAUUUUUCAAUUACAUCAAUAAAAAUAAUGUGUUUAAAAAAAAAAAGACUUCCAGGAAGGGUGACUUCGCUUGUGCCUGCUUUUGAGACGGGCUCCCGCCUCAAAAGAAGCUUAUUCAGAUAUAAAUCAGUCAGAACAUUUUUUUUUUGACUGAUGAAAUUUCUCCCGGCCAGGGAGAAACGUAGAGAUCAACCUCAAAAGCCUGUUUUUGUUGGGAGGACUGGAUUUCAUUAAUUUAUGAGAAAAGGUCCAGCCAGCAAUGCCGGACGGACUUCCGAACAAGCUCUAUCUGAUUAAUGCGAUACGUUUAUCUUUUCUUCAAAGAGAAAAUGGACUAACAGGCAAGCACCCUUCUU
Messenger RNA from Rhineura floridana, 3077 nucleotides. Its product is annotated as inhibin beta E chain-like. Gene Ontology annotation, biological process: BMP signaling pathway; SMAD protein signal transduction. Bases 398 to 1480 code for a protein of 360 amino acids. Gene Ontology annotation, cellular component: extracellular region. The record is from RefSeq and is a predicted model, not a curated record. NCBI's taxonomy places the organism in Eukaryota, Metazoa, Chordata, Lepidosauria, Squamata, Rhineuridae. The transcript has 2 exons. Gene Ontology annotation, molecular function: hormone activity; cytokine activity; growth factor activity.